This is a messenger RNA of Cladophialophora yegresii CBS 114405, 1224 nucleotides long. RefSeq names its product tyrosinase. Lineage: Eukaryota; Fungi; Ascomycota; Eurotiomycetes; Chaetothyriales; Herpotrichiellaceae. The transcript has a single exon. The record is from RefSeq and is a predicted model, not a curated record. Gene Ontology annotation, molecular function: oxidoreductase activity. Bases 1 to 1224 code for a protein of 407 amino acids.
AUGCAUCUUCGAUUCCUUGUGCCAGCCCUGUUGGCAGUAUCGGCGGCACGCGCAGCUCCAACGCCUGCGGACAGCGAGUUUUCCGAGCGGGAUAACUCUGUUUCAGCCGCUUCUUCGGCAUUUUGGUUCCCUGCCUCGACGAUCCAGACGGAUAUUUUGGCCGCGAAAAGUCUCGUCAACCUCGCCUUCUAUCAGCUCACGAAUCCGCCGAGCGGGAGCUGUAAUCUGCUCAACGCAGCAGUCCGCCGAGAAUGGUCUACCCUCUCAAAGGACGAACGAAAAGCAUACAUUUCCGCCGUGUUGUGUUUGCAAUCCAAGCCAACCAAGGAUCCCAGCUUCGCCGCAGGGGCCAGAUCGCGAUAUGACGACUUUGUUGCCGUACAUAUAAAUUCCACUUUAAUGAUUCACGGGACUGCCAACUUCUUGGCGUGGCAUCGAUACUUUACAUGGGCCUUUGAGCAAGCCCUUCGAAGCGAAUGUGGCUACACAGGGUAUCAACCAUAUUGGAAUUGGGGAAAGUACGCCUUCGAUCCUCUUCACUCCCCUCUCUUCGAUGGCAGCGACUCCAGCAUGUCCGGAAACGGCCAGUACGCACCACACGGCCCGACAAAUGCUCUACCUACAGGACUGAACCCCAUUCCUCCUGGGCAGGGAGGCGGUUGUGUCAACACGGGCCCAUUCGCAAACUACGUCGUCAACUUGGGCCCUGUCGCACCGACUUUGGAUGUUCCAGGCAUUAUCGACUAUUCAAGCCCGGACCCUCUCGCGUAUAACCCGCGCUGCCUUCGGCGAGACAUCUCAUCGUGGGUCUCCUCGAAGUGGUCCAAGGACUCCGACUCGUUCGACCUCAUCUCAAACUACAAUGACAUCCUCUCAUUCCAGAACCGCAUGCAGGGCGACUUUGGAAGUGGCUUUUAUGGCGUCCACACGGCCGGUCACUUCACCACCGGAGGUGAUCCUGGUGGUGACCUCUUCGCUUCUCCAGCUGAGCCGACUUUCUUCCUGCACCACGCACAGAUCGACCGGACAUGGUGGAUCUGGCAGAACCAAGACCCGAAAAACAGAAAGAGUGCAUUCGCUGGUGGCACCUCGGUUUUAGAUCCCGUUAACAGCCCUCCUGGAAAGCUGACUGAUCCUAUUAUUAUGGGAUCUCUGGCGCCGACGAUACAGAACAAGGACGCGCUGUGGACGACGGGCGGGCCUUUCUGCUACAUUUACGUUUGA